Molecule: messenger RNA, 531 nt
Organism: Daldinia loculata
Lineage: Eukaryota; Fungi; Ascomycota; Sordariomycetes; Xylariales; Hypoxylaceae
Product: Mss4-like protein
Exons: 3
Coding region: 1-531 (176 amino acids)
Molecular function (GO): carbon-sulfur lyase activity
Source: RefSeq, a predicted model, not a curated record
AUGGCUACCUCCACCACCAACGACAACUCCCUGCCCAAGCCGUCGCACUUCCCCUUGGCCGGGGGUGCCAACGACGGCUGGUCCACCGAGGACGAAGCUACGGCGACGUGCUACUGCGGCGCCGUGCAGCUGUCCUUCCCAACCCACGGCCCGGGCCUAGUCGACGUGUUCGUGUGCAACUGCUCCGACUGCCGGAAGAUCACAGCGUCGAUGUUCGCGACGGGCUUCAUCGUCAAAGAUACACACUUGAAGCACGUGCGCGGGCGGGAGAAUCUGAAGACGUAUGGACAGGAUAGGACUAUUGCUUCUGGACACACCACGACCAACUACUUCUGCAACACCUGCGGCUCCCUCAUGUACCGCGUCAGCGCCGGAUUCCCGGGCCACAGCGCCCUGCGCCUCGGCACCGUGGACGACUUCGCGCUGCACGAGACGGAGCUGAAGCCGCGCGUGGAGCAGUAUGUUAAGGAUCGGGUUGGUUGGCUGCAUGGGGCGGAGGGCGUGAGACAGGUGCAGGGGAGCGCUUAUUAG